This is a messenger RNA of Arachis stenosperma, 1338 nucleotides long. Its product is annotated as mitochondrial uncoupling protein 2-like. The coding region runs from base 158 to 1060 and encodes 300 amino acids. NCBI's taxonomy places the organism in Eukaryota, Viridiplantae, Streptophyta, Magnoliopsida, Fabales, Fabaceae. Gene Ontology annotation, molecular function: oxidative phosphorylation uncoupler activity. The record is from RefSeq and is a predicted model, not a curated record. Gene Ontology annotation, biological process: mitochondrial transport; mitochondrial transmembrane transport. The transcript is spliced from 9 exons. Gene Ontology annotation, cellular component: mitochondrial membrane.
GAGGAAGUGACCGGGAAUUGAAUUGAAAACAGGUUGCUUUCAUGCUACCUCCCUUCUUAAUCACUCACCGAAAAGUUCCCAUCUUUAUUGUUUUCGUUAACAUUAAUUAAAAUAAAAACCGCAUUCUUUCACUUCACAUUUUUCAACAACAACAACAAUGUCAGAUCCCAAUUCCGCUUCCCAGAUUUCAUUCGCCCAAGCCUUCUUCUGCAGCGCUUUCGCCGCUUGCUUCGCCGAGUUUUGUACUCUUCCUCUGGACACAGCUAAGGUCAGGCUUCAACUCCAAAAGAAGGUUGGGAUUGAUGAAGAAGUAGGUUUACCUAAGUACAAGGGCCUGCUGGGGACAAUGAAGACCAUUGCUCGAGAAGAGGGUAUAUCAGCUUUGUGGAAAGGCAUUGUUCCUGGUAUUCAUCGCCAAUGUGUGUAUGGAGGCUUAAGAAUUGGGUUAUAUGAUCCUGUCAAAACGUUUCUUGUUGGUAGUGCAUUCGUUGGAGAGGUUCCUUUGUACCAUAUGAUACUUGCUGCUCUGUUGACUGGUGCUCUGGCAAUCACGGUUGCUAAUCCAACUGAUCUGGUCAAAGUUAGACUUCAAGCUGAAGGCCAGUUGCCACCAGGGGUACCUAAGCGUUAUUCUGGUGCCAUGGAUGCUUAUUCUACUAUAGUGAGACAAGAAGGAUUAGGGGCCUUGUGGACUGGGCUUGGGCCAAACAUAGCAAGGAAUGCAAUUAUAAAUGCUGCUGAACUAGCUAGCUAUGAUCAAGUGAAAAUGACGAUUUUGAAAAUUCCAGGGUUCACAGACAGUGCAUUUACUCACCUUUUAGCUGGCUUAGGUGCAGGUCUUUUUGCUGUCUUUAUUGGUUCUCCAGUUGAUGUGGUGAAAUCUAGAAUGAUGGGCGAUUCAACCUACAAAAGUACGUUUGACUGCUUUCUCAAGACUUCAUUUAACGAGGGAUUUUUGGCCUUCUACAAAGGUUUCCUUCCUAAUUUUGGUCGAGUAGGAGCCUGGAAUGUGAUUAUGUUUCUUACCCUUGAACAAGCCAAGAGAUUUUUCAGCGGAUAAGUGUAGUUACUGUUGAUCAUAUGAGAUUCAUGAAGCAGUUUGUGUUCUUACUUGGAUGACUGCUGCCAAAUUGUCAACAAAUUUGUUCCAACUGAAAGAUGGCUUUAACAAAUCAUCUGCGACGUGGAUUGAUUCAUGCAUCAGAUAUUCUUUGUCAGUGAAGAAACCGUGAAAUUCUACAUUUUUCUAUUUUUGUUUCCUACUUGUGCCUUGUAGAUGCAAUGGAUCGAUCAUUCUUAAAUCUUAACCAAUGAAUUGGCCCUCUUUGGGGAUCUACA